This is a messenger RNA of Asterias rubens (European starfish), 1314 nucleotides long. RefSeq names its product kunitz-type serine protease inhibitor textilinin-4-like. The transcript has 3 exons. NCBI's taxonomy places the organism in Eukaryota, Metazoa, Echinodermata, Asteroidea, Forcipulatida, Asteriidae. The record is from RefSeq and is a predicted model, not a curated record. Gene Ontology annotation, molecular function: serine-type endopeptidase inhibitor activity. Bases 43 to 384 code for a protein of 113 amino acids.
CCGAAGGCCUACUGCUGAGGUUGACAAUUUUCCCAUAACACUAUGUUUUCGUCAACAUCUGUAGUUUUGAUGAGUCUGCUGGCCUUCCUCCAUGUUGCCCAGUUUGCUGAACUGAAACGCCAAGGUCAAAAAUACCUAUUAACGGAGGAAGAGCUUGGACGAGAACACGACGUUGAGAAACGAAACCCAAUCGUCUUCCCUGAAGACCACGACGGUGGUAUCUGCGUACUGCCAGCUGACACGGGACUCUGCAGAGGUGCAUUUCCAAUGAUUUACUUUGAUUACAUGGCGGGGCAUUGCAAACAAUUCGUCUACGGUGGCUGUGGGGGCAACGAGAACAGGUUCGACACGGUACAGCAAUGCCAUAUAGCAUGUGGUCGCUGAUCAUAGUCGGAACACCCUUACAUACAAACCGUAAAGCUUUCGCCUAAUACGAGAAUGGUUACGGUUUGUUGUAGUCUAUUUGUAGGUUUAGGGAAAUCAAAGGGAAAUUUUUAAAAGCAUGAACCCUAAAACACUGUAAAAAAUAAAUUAUAGUCAAAACGACGUUGGUUGGUCAUAAUAUUAGACAUCAUGUUAACUUAUAUAGUCAGUCAAAGUGAUGUGUAAUUAUUUUACUUACUCAGUCGUUUUGACUAUAAUAGGAAUUUGAAUUUCAUGCAAUAUUGAAAAAGACAACAGCAGUAAAAAGUAGAAAGAUUAAAGGUAAAUUUAAUAAGUGUUGAAUAAGUGCUGUAUGCGCCGUAGCACCUUGUAAACCCUUUUAUGGUUUUAGGUCCUUCACUCGAAAUAACUGUUCAAUUAGCAACUUGCUUUGGGUUUAGGAGUCCUUUCUUUAAUGUCAUACAGAACAUUCUAAGUUACCCAUAAUAACAUAACCAUCAUUCUCUUAAUAAUAAAUUUAAGUGUUUACUUUAAAAGACGCUGAUGAAAUUAACUAAACUAGUUUAUUGUUUUAACUGUAGAGUUAUCUAGACUCAAAUAUACAUUUAGUCAUUUUGUAACUGAAAACCUUUUAAUGCUUACUUGCCAUUCAUCUUUAUAACACAAUUUAACUUCGUUAAUACUUGCAUGUACUGUGUUAGGUUAAAUAAUCUGAUAUGUGAUAUGAAUUACCCGGUAAAUACCGCAUUUCAAUAUUACCCAGAUAUGAAAUACCAGUUAUGCAAAGUUUAUACUUUGUGAGCAAGCAUAGAGCAUUUUUUUGUGGGGCAAUCCGCGCUCAUAGAAUGACAAGAAAAACUAGACAUUAGGUGUUUGUGAACAAACACAAAGCUGUUCCGUGUUCUUUUGCUUUGAUUAUGUGUUAACAUU